Coregonus sp. 'balchen' is the source of this 22293-nucleotide messenger RNA. The record is from the annotation of a GenBank genome assembly. Lineage: Eukaryota; Metazoa; Chordata; Actinopteri; Salmoniformes; Salmonidae.
AUGGUUGAUGAUGAUGGUGAUGAUGGUGUUGAUGAUGAUGAUGGUUAUGAUGGUGUUGAUGAUGAUGAUGGUGAUGAUGAUGAUGGUUAUGAUGAUGCUGAUGAUGAUCUUUCUGCAAAAAAGGUAUUUGAUAGAAAUGAAACAUGAUAUUAGUUUGAUACUCUAAGAUAAUGUUUAAUCAGCCAGUCCUGAUCUAAGAGCUAUAUUUAACCCUAUCUUAUUUUUCCUUCAGUGAUCCCCAAGCCUUAAAUAACUUCCUUCAUGGAACCAAUGAGGUAAUCAUUUCUCUUAUUAUCCCAGCAUUAAUCAGAACUGGCCUCUCAGAGAGACAAUGCCAAAUGUGUUAUUGAUUUAUAAAUAGCUGUUGUUCGUGGUACAAUAAUGAUGAAAAGAGAACUGAUGUUGUCACAGAGAACCAGAGAAUGAUGGUAUCAUAACCAUAGAAAUAGGAAUUGGAAUGCUAGUUUAAUAGGAUCUCUAUGGUCAUAACUGUCUGAUGUCAUCAAUAUGAUAGUAUUGUAAACUCCUCUAAGUCAUCAAUAUGAUAGCAUUGUAAACCUUCUGAUUAUGAUAUUGAUAUUAUAUAUAAUAAUAAUAAUAAUAUGCCAUUUAGCAGAUGCUUUUAUCCAAAGCGACUUACAGUCAUGCGUGCAUACAUUUUUUGUGUAUGGGUGGUCCCGGGGAUCGAACCCACUACCUUGGCGUUACAAGUGCCGUGCUCUACCAGCUGAGCUACAGAGGACCACAUAUCAUAUUGUGAACGUCUCUCAGUGUGAUCAUGGUAUUGUCUCUCUGUUUCACCACUCUGAUCAUGGUAUUGUCUCUCUGUUUCACCACUAUGAUCAUGGUAUUGUCUCUCUGUUUCACCACUAUGAUCAUUGUAUUGUCUCUGUUUCACCAGUGUGAUCAUGGUAUUGUCUCUGUUUCACCACUAUGAUCAUGGUAUUGUCUCUCUGUUUCACCACUAUGAUCAUGGUAUUGUCUCUGUUUCACCAGUGUGAUCAUGGUAUUGUCUCUGUUUCACCACUGUGAUCAUGGUAUUGUCUCUGUUUCACCAGUAUGAUAAUAAUAAUAAUAAUAUGCCAUUUAGCAGACGCUUUUAUCCAAAGCGACUUACAGUCAUGCGUGCAUACAUUUUUGUGUAUGGGUGGUCCCGGGGAUCGAACCCACUACCUUGGCGUUACAAGCGCCGUGCUCUACCAGCUGAGCUACAGAGGACCACAUAUCAUAUUGUGAACGUCUCUCAGUAUGAUCAUGGUAUUGUCUCUCUGUUUCACCACUAUGAUCAUGGUAUUGUCUCUCUGUUUCACCAGCUGCAGAAUGAAGACCUGCUCCUUACCUGUUCCUCUGGAGAGCCCCCCUCCCUCUUCACUGACCCCCCGGUGAGUUUGCCCCCAUCUCUCUCUCCAUCCCUCUCUCUCUCCCACUUCACUGACCCCCCGGUGAGUUGCCCCCAUCUCUCCUCCAUCCCUCUUCUCUCUCCCUCUUCACUGACCCCCCCGGUGAGUCUGCCCCCAUCUCUCCCUCCAUCCCUCUCUCUCUCCCUCUUCACUGACCCCCCGGUGAGUCUGCCCCCCAUCUCUCCCUCCAUCCCUCUCUCUCUCCCUCUUCACUGACCCCCCGGUGAGUCUGCCCCCAUCUCUCCCUCCAUCCCUCUCUCUCUCCCUCUUCACUGACCCCCCGGUGAGUCUGCCCCCAUCUCUCCCUCCAUCCCUCUCUCUCUCCCUCUUCACUGACCCCCCGGUGAGUCUGCCCCCAUCUCUCCCUCCAUCCCUCUCUCUCUCCCUCUUCACUGACCCCCCGGUGAGUCUGCCCCCCAUCUCUCCCCUCCAUCCCUCUCUCUCUCCUCUUCACUGACCCCCCGGUGAGUCUGCCCCCAUCUCUCCCUCCAUCCUCUCUCUCUCCCUCUUCACUGACCCCCCGGUGAGUCUGCCCCCCAUCUCUCCCUCCAUUCCCUCUCUCUCUCCCUCUUCACGGACCACCGGUGAGUCUGCCCCAUCUCUCCCUCCAUCCCUCUCUCUCAUCCCUCUUCACGACCUCCGGUGAGUCUCCCCAUCUCUCCCUCCACCCUUCCUCUCUCUACCUCUUCACUGACCCACCGGUGAGUAUGCCCCAUCUCUCCCUCCAUCCCUCUCUCUCUCCCUAUUCACUGACCCUCCCGGUGAGAGUCUGCCCCAAUCUUCCCUCAUCCUCUAUCCCUUGCCUCUUCACUGACAUCCUGCUGAGUCAGCCUCUGUAUGCACAGACGAACCCACACCUACAGUCUUAGAAGAGGAGAACCCUUUGAAGAAACCUUUUUGGGGUUCCAGCAAGAACCCUUUUGGGCGGCAAGUAGCCUAGCGGUUAAGAGCAUUGGCCAGUAAACGAAAGGUAGCGGGUUCGAAUCCUUGAGCCGACUAGGUGAAAAAUCUGUCUGCUAAAUUACUAAAAUGUUAACUGUAAAUGUUGCAUGUAGAACCCUUUCCACAGAGUGUUCUACAUGGAACCCAAAAGGGUUCUCCUAUGGGGACAGCCGAAGAACCCUUUUGGAACCCUUUUUUCAAAUCAAGGACUAGCCGUUGACCAUUAUUUAUCUCUCACACUGUAACUCUAGGAUAAUUCUGAUGUUCUCCUACUCUUUUUUCCUCCCUCCCUCCCUCCCUCCCUCCCUCCCUCCCUCAGAGCCCAAUGUCUCUGUUGGCAGAUGACAUCACCACCUCGCAGGACACCCCCCCUGCAGAAUGCGUUGACCUGUCCUUCCUGGAAGAGGCUCUGCUGGGGGGGUCCCCCGAGGGAGGGGGGGAGAGAAGAGGGGCGAGAGAGGAAGAGCAGGAGGAAGUACCGCCCUGUGACAUCCUCCAGCAGAGUCUUCAGGAGGCUGACAUCACAGAGCACACCAUGGCUCUGGAGGCGGGGCUCGUCCAACCAGGGCCUGGGGAGGGCCACACCCUGUCUCUCUACACACCUGGCCCCCCACUCCUCCCUCCUCCCGCUGCCGUGCCGUUCCUCUCCAAAGCCUUCCCCCACCCCUACCCUGGCCCCCCCCACCCCUACCCUGGCCCCCCCACCCUGCCUCCCAUGCACAGGGACACCCAGGCUGCGGUGGAGCCUCCCCAGCCCUCCCUGCUGGCCGUGGGACCAGGCUGCCCCUCUCUGAAGCCUGCCGCUCCCCAGAUGAUGGGCCUUCUCCCUGGGAACAUCUUCCCCGCACCUCCCCCAGAGACCUCCUUCUCCCUGACCCCUGCCCAGGCCUCCAACACCUCCUUUUCCCUCAUCCAUAAGGCAGUUCCUAGCCUGACAGGGCUGAAAGGGCCCCCCCUACUGGCCUCAACCCUCAGAGCGGCUGCAGCUCCCGGUAUCUUUCUCCAGAGAGGGCCCCUGCCCAUCCAGCCCAAGCUGCCUAUCAACAUCCAACCCCGACUGGUUCAGAUCAGCCCCAAGCCUCCUGGCCCUGGUGGUCCUAGUCAGAAACCCUCUCCAGGUCUCACCUUCCUCCCUGGGACGCCCUCGUCAAAUAUCCUCUUGUCCCCUCCUCCUCCAGGCUCCAAGCCUCCUCCCCAGCCGCAGCCUGCCCAACACCUCACCUCCCGCCACCUCACUGCCCCCCACCUCACUGCCCCCCACCUCACUGCCCCCCACCUUACCAAACCCCAGCCCCUCAGCCUGCAGCUGGUCAACCAGGGAGGAGGCUCCUUCCUGAUCCAGCCUCAGGGUCUCUUCCAUGGCCAGAAUCAGUUCCUCCUGCCCGGCCAAUCCCCUGUCACCCUGUCCCAGCUGCCCGGCCAAUCCCCUGUCACCCUGUCCCAGCCUGGCGGUGCAGCGCGGCCCCUGUUCACCUCCGGCCACCAGGGAGCAACAGUCCAGUCUGUCCAGGGUAUGACACCCUCCAUCGGCCACCACCUGGUAGACGGGUCCCAGAUCCUGACGGCCGUGCCCCACCACAGACAGCUCAACUUCAGCCCCCACACAGUCUUCAGCACCACCCCAACAGGCCAGCUCUCCCUCCGCCAGGGGACCCUGCUCUCUGGCCCCCUGCAGCUGCAGUCGGGGUCCCCUGCUCUCUUCCAGAUGCCGGCCCAGUUGGCGGGGGCCUACAGCCCCCAGGGGCCCCAGGGGCAGGGGGGUCCAGGGCAGCAUGCCACCCUGCUCCACAGCCCUGCUCUGGGGAACCACAUCACCCUGAUGCAGUGAGUGUGACCACACAGAGAUAGAGUCUGCAUCCCAAAUAGCACCCUAUUCCCUACAGGGCCUAGUGAAAGUCUACACACCCCUUGCACAGUUGUCACAUUUUGCUGCCUUAAAAUAUAAUCUAAAAAGGGAUUCAAUAUAAUUUUUUCCUACUGAUCUACACACAACCGGCUCCACAUUUUUCAAAGUAAAAUAAAAAGUAUCUAAAUAAAUUAACACAAAAUAAAAAACGAAGAUAUCUUGAUUGCGUAUGUCUUCACACCCCAGAGUUAAUACUUGGUGGAAGCAUCUUUGGCAGCCAUUACAGCUGGGAAUCAUUUUGAAUACGAUUCCACCAACUCUGCACAACGCUUAGGGCAACAAAUAUCCAUAGUUUUUUUGCCAAAAUUACUCAAGCACAGUAAAUCUGGUUGGGAAUCAUUGAUGGACAGCAAUAUUCAAACCUUGUCUCUGUUUUUCAAGCUGAUUUAAGUCAGGACUGUGUACCACUCAACACCUCUUGGAAAGCCAUUCUGGUGUGUCUUAAGCAUGAACAUUUGUGUAAUUGUCCUGCUGAAAAGUAAAACUCUAUCCCAGGGUUAGGUAUUCAGAAGACUGAGGCAGGUUUUCCUCUUAACGUUUUACCUGAGCGUUGUUCCUUUCAUAUGUAUUUUGAUCCUGACAAAUUCCCCAGUCCCUGCUGGUGACAAGCAUACCCAAAACAUGAUGCUGCCACCACAAUACUUGACAAUAUAGAGGGUUUCACAACAUUGCAUUCACUCCACAUUACUGUCCUGUACGACAAAGUGAAAAGAAGGUAGCCAGUGUUAAAAAAAUAUAUUUCAAAUCAUCCACUAUGUUUGCAACAAGGCCCUUAAGUAAUACCCCAAAACAACAUGGCAAAGUAAUUAACUUUAUGGCUUAAAUUAAAAACCUCAAGUUCCCUUUCAGUCAGUCAAUUUCGGUACAACAUACUAUGGGGAUAGCACUCUCGCGACUUCGGUUGAAGGAUCUACAAUCACGCCUGACAAGGCAAAUUAAAUCUGCACCUCGCUGGAACCCCCACCUUCCACAGGUGAUAAGCGUGAGGCUCGGAUUCAUUCCUUCAAUUAUUCUACUCUUCACCUCGGCGUGAACAGGAACGAUUCACGCUACUGAAAUAAACAAUUGGAACAGGAGACUGUGUUACGUUCCGCCAACUAAACUGUCCAUUAGUGGUAGAGCGUGCUCACCCCCUAAACAUUGAAGUUUGUAUGGCUGUCAUAAGAUUCCUAAUCACAUUUUUAUUUUAAUAAAAUAAAUGGACCCAUCCACCUCUUCGGAGGACCAAAAUAAACUUUGUUUUUACAGCUGUCGCAGCCGGGCCGCGACCGGGAGACCCAUGGGGCGGCGCACAAUUGGCUUAGACUAAUCAGUUCGUGUUCAGAACUAGCGGACGGCUGGCACUGUUCCCUUAGUCCGCUAGCUAGUCCUGCCUCCCCGCGGUGGAGUUCCUUGGGUAGAAUUCUUGUUUAGUACACGUAGCGUUAAGUGGCUUGGCUAUUCUAAACGGACCGUGCUGCGGUCAAAGAGGAUAGCUAGCCCAGCUGAUGCUAAAGAGCCUCCUGGCUAACGUCACUUCCAGUGAAUGAAGCUUACUAGCCUUCCCCCGUCGUUAUGGCAACCCCAUUCCUAUUUUCAAUUCCUGGAGUUGGAGGCGAGUAGAGAGAGCGGGGCCGGCGUGCUCCUCCGAUGAGGAAGCAGCACCCAAGCAGCUGGCACGGGUAACCCCGGAGCGAGGGGCCUUAGCACGGGUCUGAGCGACCAGUGCGCCCUCUGUGCCCAUACGGGGUUGGGCUUCAUGCAGGCUAUACAGUCUCACGGAAGCACAACACGUGUUGGAAGCUUGUCCAUGUUUAAUGCCCCUCUGGUACCCUGCGUUCCAUGGUGUUCAAGGGGUAUAUCAAUCUCUUAAAUUGGCUGAUUCACUCUCUGUCCACAAGGGGGCUCCCCUCCCCCAUAGAUGGUUCAUUACUCGGAUUCAUUGCUGAUUCCUGACUGUAGCUCACUAUGAGGUGUCUAGUGAUAGGUGGUGUCUAGUGAUAGGUGGUGUCUAGUGAUAGCUGGUGUCUAGUGAUAGGUGGUGUCUAGUGAUAGGUGGUGUCUAGUGAUAGCUGGUGUUGAUAGGUGGUGUCUAGUGAUAGCUGGUGUCUAGUGAUAGGUGGUGUCUAGUGAUAGGUGGUGUCUAGUGAUAGGUGGUGUCUAGUGAUAGGUGGUGUCUAGUGAUAGGUGGUGUCUAGUGAUAGGUGGUGUCUAGUGAUAGGUGGUGUCUAGUGAUAGGUGGUGUCUAGUGACAGCUGGUGUCUAGUGAUAGGUGGUGUCUAGUGAUAGGUGGUGUCUAGUGAUAGGUGGUGUCUAGUGAUACAGGUUCCCUUUCAGUUGGUCACCUGGUAUAACAUAUUCACCUGAAGAAAAAACUGAAAUCACGCCGAAAGGGGCAAUGGAUGCUGAGCCCACCCUCGGAAGCCCCGCCUUUCUGGCUAUAAUAACGGGGCUCGCAUUAAUUUCCUAAAUGUUUCGCUCUUCAGCUCGCCUGAAGGAAGAACGUGUCACACAAUUUAUAAACUUUCCAAGCACACACGAAGACUACGAGAUCCGGCUCCGACUUAGGUGUCUGUUAGUGGGGAGAGAGUACUCGCCCCCCUAGAUGUUGUGGGUUUUGGAUCUUGGAAUCGGUUUUUGUGUUUGCUAAAAACCCACUACUUUCUGCUCUGCUUGUGUAGCCAGUGCUUUCUUGCUUGAGGAAGAUGGCCAGUGGUAAGAGUAAGUUAGAAAAAGGCUAACCAGCUGAGUUUGAACCUCCGACCGUGCCCUAGGGCGUGUGGUUUCACAAUGAAGAUUAAAGAUACUCACGAUUGCUGUCAUGUUUGCCUGGUGUGGAAACACAAGGCUUUGGACCAGUUCCAUCUGGGUUCAACUUCCGUCGGGCGUCGGGCUGACUUUGUGAGAAAGAUUGGGGCUGCUGGCGAAGGGUCUUCCGGUGAAGCGACCUCGGGAAUGGGUUUGUCUGAGGCCGGGAGAGAGCAGCAGCGCUGGUCGGAGUUGAUAGGGGUGUCAUCCCAGCCGAGUGAGGCUCAUUCCGGUUUCUCUGGCAGUGUUCAGAGUCUGCAUUCCGGGGAUGAUAUACUAUCCCCUGGUUGGCUCUGGAGGGUUUUCAGAGUGUGAAUCGGCUGACAUCAGUCCGGGGUAGCCUAAAGCUCCGGCUUUGGAUUUAGCGGGGAAAGUGAACCAUUGGUUGUUAAUAUGCCUUUGAUGGAGCUGUGUCGUUGUGCGACAGAUCACCUGUGGAUGGAUUGGCCGUCUUCUUCUCUGCAGCGGAGUUCCUCCAGAUUUGGGGCCAGGUAUUUACCUCCUGUCCCUGCGGCGGUGAAGCAUCGCUUAUCCUUGUUUAAAGAUUUUGCAGAUGAGCUAAAGGUGACCUGGGAUUCCCCUCAUUCAGCCAGGUUGGUGCUGCCAGGUUAUGGUGAGUUCAUGAAUGUAGAGGGUAUGGAGGAGGCAGAGCUCAUUUGCACACCACUGAUAGAUAAAAAGCUGGCGAGUUACUUAGCUCAAGAGGCUAACAAGGGGGCUAAUCCUAGCACAGUGCUUUUGAAUAAACAGUCCUGGUUCUCGGCGGAUCAGCUGGACAAAGUGUACCAGGCUGAGGGUGUGGUUCCUGAGAGGGACAGGCGGAUGUGUUUGGAUAAGCCAGUUUCGCCAACAAGGUUGUUUGGCUCAGCUAUGGAGUCCUUACAGGCCCGUUUCGAGGAGAAACAAAAACAGGACGCAGUUCCCUUUCCCACCAAAAUCCUUCCCAGGGAGCGGCUCGGCAAGAAGUAAAGGGUCCAGACCAGAGGCGGGUUGCCCCGGGUCAGGAGGUAGCUUCAAGGUCGGUUUUUGACCGGCUUGGUGCUUCUGGGCAGGGGCGGACGUGUUGGCACAAAUGACGUGCUGGGUCGAAAAGGGAGAGGGGUGAAAGCUGAUUCUUCCGUAGUGCGGGGGAAGGAUCAGACAUCGCGACCCUAGCUGGAGGUCGGGAGACGGGGCGUGUUCUCUGGGGCCUCCUCCCGAAGCUUUUACUGUGGCAACAGUGCUCCCAAGUGGCUCGGUCAAUAGGGACACGUUUCUGGUUGCCGAAGUCCUGUACUGACCCAUAUUCAGUCUCUAGGCUUCAUAAGAAACCAGAAAAAGAGCUCAGCGCAUUCCGUUUUUGGGGUCUCGAGCAAGACUCACUCGCGUAUCGCUUUGCUUAGCCAAAUUUCAUCUGGGGCACACAGUGCAUUUUUUGCCAGUGCCUACGCCUACUGGGGAUGACGCUUUCUGUGAUGGAAGUCGUUCCCCUGGGGCUAUUGUUCCUGCGCUGAGUGCUAGCCACUCACCUAGAUGCAUCUCGCAGCCUAAGCCGGUCGCUUCGGGCGUCCCUGUCAGGCCUACGGGCCCUGGCCCAGUGGUGGGACCCUCUGCUAUUGUCAGGGGGCACCCAUGUGCUGAGUGUAUCCCACAGUGUGAUCACGACAGACGCGUCCCCCCGAGGGUGGGGUGCGCUGUACGAAGGCAACUCGAUUCAGGGUGGUAUGGACACUGGUGCGGCGCGCACUGCACACCAAUUACCCGGAGCUCCUUACUGUGUAUCUGGCGCUCAGGCGCUUCCCCCUGCUUUUGUUGGGCCGGCUUGUGCUGGUCAGAACCGACAAUAUGUCAGUGAUGGGGAGAGACUCUGUCUCUCUCCCUCCUAACCUUGGCUCGCUCCCUAUUGCUGGGGAGCAGUGCGCACAUGCUCUCUCUUUGGGCGACGCAUGUCCGCGGUUGUCUCAAUUUGGAUGCAGAUCUUUUAUCCAGGUGGGACCCUCUCUCUCAGGAGUGGAGGCUACACCAACAGUGGCCUUGGACCCUCUUUUACGUGUUUCCGCCAAUGGUUCAGAUUCAGCCCACAUUGGAGAGAGUACGCCGGGAGGGCUUACCAUUGAUUCUUGUGGCUCCCCGUUGGCCCAGGCAGCCUUGGUUCGCGGAGAUCGUUCGCCUUCUAGACGGGGACCCGUGGAAACUCCCGUUGCGCAGGGACCUGUUGUCCCAGGUGCACAGGAAGGCUUGGCAAGCGAGACUGGAGAUUUGCUUCACAUGGGCCUGGCCCCUGAGAGGGCCAAUCUGAUAGCUAGAGGUUUACCUUCCGAAUGUUAUUGCCACCGUUCAGUCUGCAAGGGCGGCCUCCACGAGAGGGCUGUAUGCGUAUGUGGCAAGUGUUUGAGCUCUGGUGCCAAGAUAAAGGUCUUGUUCCUUUUCAGUGCUCUGUGAGGGACAUCCUUAUGGUCCUACAGGAGCUUUUGGAGCAGGGGGUGGGCAUUCUCUACGUUAAACGCGUACAUGGCCGCUAUCAGCGUGUCAUGUGGGAACUGAUUGAGCCUCCGGGACCCCACCCCCUGGUUGCUGAAAGGUCUCAGACCUGUCUCUAAACCUAUUGCGCCCACUUUGGGACUUGGCGCUAGUUAUGGAGGCACUGCGGGUGGCUCCAUUUGAGCCUCUGAAGAUCCUACAAAACCUCCCCCGUCUUCAUUUUUUAAAAAUUCAUUUACAAAAUGUUCUAUACUUUUUCUUUUACUUUGAAAAAUGUGGAGCCGGUUGUGUAGAUCAGUAGGAAAACGAUUCUAUUGAAUCCCCUUUUAGAUUACAUUCUAAGGCAGCAAAAUGUGACAACUGUGCAAGGGGUGUGUAGACAUUCAAAUGAACCCUAUGAGCCCUGGUCUAAAGUAGUGCACUAUAUAAGGAAUAUGGUGCCAUUCUCUGGUCUAAAGUAGUGCACUAUAUAGGGAAUAGGGUGCCAUUCUCUGGUCUAAAGUAUGCACUAUAUAGGGAAUAGGGUUUCCAUUCUCUGGUCUAAAGUAGUGGCACUAUAUAUGGGAAUAGGGUGUCCAUUCCUGGUCCUAAAGUAGUGCACUAUAUAGGGAAUAGGGUGCCAUUCUUCUGGUCUAAAAGUAUUGCACUAUAUAGGGAAUAGGGUUCCCAUUCCUGGUUCUAAGUUAGUGCACUAUAUAGGGAAUAAGGGGCCACUCUCUGGUCCUAAAGUAAGUGCACCACUAUAGGGAAUAGGUGCCAUUUGCUCGGGCAUCUAAAGUAGUGCACUAUAUAAGGGAAAUAGGGGGGGCCAUUCGCUGGUUCUAAAGUGGUGCACUAUAUACGGUAAUAGGGUGCCAUUCCUGGUCUAAAGUAGUGCCACCUAUAUAUGGUCUAGUAGUGCACUAGUUAUGGAUAGGCAUCUGGUCUAAGUAGUGCACUAUUAGAUAGGGGGCCUUCCUGGUCAAGUGUGCCUAUAUAGGAAAGGGGCCAUUCUCCUGGUCUAAGUGUGCAUAUAUAGAAAGGUUCAUCUGUCUAAAGUAGUGCACUAUAUAGGAUAGGCCAUUCUCUGUCUAAGUUGUGACUAAUAGGAUAGGGGCCGUUUUGUCUAAUCAGUAGGACAAUAGGAAAGGCUUCUAUGUCUAAAGUGUGCACCUUAUAGGAAUGGGUUCCAUUCUGGUCUAAAGAGUCACAUAAUGUGGAAUAGGGCAUCUUGGUCUAAAUAUGCACUAUAUGAAUAUGGGCCAUUCUCUGGUCUAAAGUAGUGCACUAUAUAGGAGAUAGGUGUCCAUUCUCUGGUCUAAAGUAGUGCACUAUAUAGGGAAUAGGGUGCCAUUCUCUGGUCUAAAGUAGUGCACUAUAUAGGGAAUAGGGUUCCAUUCUCUGGUCUAAAGUAGUGCACUAUAUAGGGAAUAGGGUUCCAUUCUCUGGUCUAAAGUAGUGCACUAUAUAGGGAAUAGGGUGCCAUUCUCUGGUCUAAAGUAGUGCACUAUAUAGGGAAUAGGGUCCAUUCUCUGGUCUAAAGUAGUGCACUAUAUAGGGAAUAGGGGGCCAUUCUCUGGUCUAAAGUGUGCACUAUAUAGGGAAUAGGGUGCCAUUCUCUGGUCUAAAGUAGUGCACUAUAUAGGGAAUAGGGGGCCAUUCUCUGGUCUAAAGUAGUGCACUAUAUAGGGAAUAGGGUGCCAUUCUCUGGUCUAAAGUAGUGCACUAUAUAGGGAAUAGGGUGCCAUUCUCUGGUCUAAAGUAGUGCACUAUAUAGGGAAUAGGGGGCCAUUCUCUGGUCUAAAGUAGUGCACUAUAUAGGGAAUAGGGUUCCAUUCUCUGGUCUAAAGUAGUGCACUAUAUAGGGAAUAGGGGGCCAUUCUCUGGUCUAAAGUAGUGCACUAUAUAGGGAAUAGGGUUCCAUUCUCUGGUCUAAAGUAGUGCACUAUAUAGGGAAUAGGGGGCCAUUCUCUGGUCUAAAGUAGUGUACUAUAUAGGGAAUAGGGUGUCAUUCUCUGGUCUAAAGUAGUGCACUAUAUAGGGAAUAGGGUGCCAUUCUCUGGUCUAAAGUAGUGCACUAUAUAGGGUGCCAUUUGGGACGCAACCAGAGAAUUUAUACGAAAUUAUCAUACAACAAAUAUAACAACACUACUACUACUACCCUUUCAGUCUCCCUCACCCACUCCUUUCACUCUGUCUCCCUCAACAGCUCUGGGAUGCAGCUCACCUCAACCCACCCAGACAGUCACAUGACCUCCAUUUCCAUCCUCAACAGCACCCCUCCUGCUGUAGUACAGGGCCUGCCCUUCACCCCCCAGACUUCCAGACCCCUAGGGGGCACUACAGAGGGACAGAUCAGUGUUCAGCAGGCGUCUGUAGUGUUGCUGCCUGACAGAGCUGGCCAUAAAGAGAGGAGGGAGGAAGCGACGUCCCCACAUCUGCCUCAGGUGAGAAGUCAACACGGAUUGAUUGACUGAUUGAUUGAUUGAUUGAUUGAUUGAUUGAUUGAUUGAUUGGUUGGCUGGUAGAUUGAUUGAGUACAUGAUUGGGUAAUUGAUUGGUGCUCGGUUAAUUUAGUUAAUUUAUUCGUUAAUUGAUUGGUUGAUUGAUUGAACCUCCUAAGUCAAAUGCUAGGUCGGUCUAGCAAACUAGCAAAACAAAUGUACAGCAGAACAGUCUCUAUUCAGUUUGUUGUUCCCCUCCUCAGUCGACAAGGCACCUUCUCCAGCAGCAUGCCUCUCUCCAACCCUCCACCGCCAGUCUCCAGUCCCCUUCUCCCCCUGUAGUGGCCCUCCUACAGACCCCGCUGGAGGCCCCACAGGCCCUGGAUCCACCUGGUAUGCUACCCAAACACCUGCUGGACCCAGUUGGGUCGUUACCCAAACACCUGCUGGACCCAGUUGGGUCGUUACCCAAACACCUGCUGGACCCAGUUGGGUCGUUACCCAAACACCUGCUGGACCCAGUUGGGUCGUUACCCAAACCCCUGCUGGACCCAGUUGGGUCGUUACCCAAACACCUGCUGUACCCAGUUGGGUCGUUACCCAAACACCUGCUGUACCCAGUUGGGUCGUUACCCAAACACCUGCUGGACCCAGUUGGGACGUCACACAAACACCGACUGCCCCAGACGGAGACAGGGACAAAACCAGGGGUGGAGGAGGAGGUUCACAGCCCCAUCACUCACAUCCAGACCCAGGCCUUCAUCCAUCAUCUACAACAGGUCAACCAGCCUAUAUGCUCUCUUAUCUUUUCUGUUUAUUGACUUAAAGGGGCAGUCUGCAGUUGGUACAUCCAUUUUUGGCCAUAUAAAUUAACGAUAUGUACCCAUUGAUUCUUGAAGAAUCUAACGUAUAAAUGCCUCAUGAGUUUAGUUCAACUGUCGCAACCAAAAUAGAAGCUUGUUUUACUCUGUUUGUAAAUAAUGUACAUGUAAACCAACAUUGUAUAGCCUCAACAUGGUUCAAACUAUCAUCUUGAUAUCAUGGAUGGUCAGUCCUUGCAUCCACAGGUUUGUCUAUGAAUUUCAGAGUGUUUACAUUUCUCCAGCCCCAUCCCUCAGUUUUUUACCGAAACAGGGGCGGGAUUUGAACUGCUGAUUGUCGCUUUAAAGGUUUAUUGAUUAAACGUUGAAGAUAUUGUCUUUACAUAACAUAACCUUAUUGUUUUCUUUCAUCUCACCAUAGCAAGCCCCUCCUCAUCCCUCCCCACCACCUGAGGACCUUGCUGGGACUGUGGUGGUGUUGGUGGAGGACAACACUGUCUCCGCUGUUGCCAGUGAGAUGGAGGAGGCCCCUCCACCCAUCCCUCCCCAUCCCUCCCCACCACCUGAGGACCUGGCUGGGACUGUCUCCGCUGUUUCCAGUGAGAUGGAGGAGGCCCCUCCACCCAUCCAGCCAGCAGUUCUAGGACAGGCAGGAGCCCAGUCCGUGAUGCCCCUCAGCCGCUGUGUGUUGGUGGCCUAUACAGUUCCACUACUCCCAGAGACAGAGGAGACCACCCUGCCAGGCCACUCUCCUACCCUGCUAUGCCAAUCUCCUACCCUGCUAUGCCAAUCUCCUACCCUGCUAUGCCAAUCUCCACCUGAGCAGGGUUUAGGGACCACACCCCCAGCUGGGCAGGGCUUAGGGACCACACCCCCGGCUGGGCAGGGCUUAGGGACCACCCCCCCGAAUGGGCAGGGCUUAGGGACCACACCCCCGAAUGGGCAGGGCUUAGGGACCACACCCCCAGCUAGGCAGGGCUUAGGGACCACACCCCCGAAUGGGCAGGGCUUAGGGACCACACCCCCAGCUAGGCAGGGUUUAGGGACCACACCCCCGAAUGGGCAGGGCUUGGUGAGCACACCCCCAGCUGGGCAGGGCUUAGGGACCACACCUACACCUGGGCAGACCUUAGGGUCCACACCCCCACGAGACAGUUUCUCCUCCCCACCAAGUGGGGCCACCUCCCUGGGACUGGCUGGGCCUGGCUCUGGGUCUGCUGGAAGUGCCGUCCCUCAAACCCAGACUGCAGUUUUCAGAAGCCCCUCCCCUCUGCCUGUCAGCGCCUCCCACCAGCUCCAGUCUGCAAUGUUUAGAAGCCCCUCCCCUCUGCCUGUCAGCCGCUCCCCCCUGGCUGUCGGCCCCUACCCCCAGCUCCAGACUGCAGUGUUCAGCAACCCCAGCCCCUCGCCUCUACCUGUCUGCGUGCCUCAGCAGCAGUGUGACACCCUCCUAGUAUCUCCCAGCUCCAGUGGAGAGGUUGACCAGGCUAACCAGCACCAUGCUGUGCAACAGCACACAAAGCAAAGCAGUGAGUCUGACCACACAGAGACAGACGUCGCAUCCCAAAUGGCACCCUAUUCCCUAUAUAGUGCACUACUUUUGACCAGAGUUCGAUGGGCCCUAUAGUGCACUAUAUAGGGAAUAGGGUGCCAUUUGGGACACAAACAGAGUAUUAAUACAAAUCAUCAUGCAACAAUUCUAAAAAUGCUACUCCCUUUCACAGUCUUCCUAACCCAUUCCUUUCACUCUGUCUCCCUCCCACAUCAUCACCAACACCAUCACCACCAUUACCACUAUCAUCACCAUCACGAUCAUCACCAUCAUCACCAUCACCACAAAUACCAUCACCAUCACCAUCAUCACCAUCACCAUCACUAUCAUAACCAUCAUCACCAUCACCACCAUCACCAAUACCAUCAUCACCAUCACCAUCACUAUCAUCACCACCAUCACCACCAUCAUCACCAUCACCAUCACCACCACCAUCACCACCAUCACCAUCACCAUCAUCACCAAUACCAUCAUCACCAUCACCAUCAUCACCAUCACCACCAUCAUCAACCAUCACCACCAUCAUCAUCUUCUGUAUUAUAAUGCUCAGAACCGCCAGCUGCCUUGGCCAUGGAUGUGAAGGGCAAAGCCUUUACUCUUGAUGUCCAUCCACCUUCUCCCAGACCCCAGGGCCACCAGGGGCCACCAGUCCAGGGGCCCAACACAGUCCAGGGGCCCCAACACAGUCCAGGGGCCCCAAGCCAACAGAGAGCAGAACCAGUGGCUCAGAGCAGUUCAGACAGCCCAACAGUCAAAGACAAAGGUGAGAAACAGCAAGUUUGCAUCUGAAAUGGCACCCUAUCCCCUAUAUAGUGCACUACUUUUGACCAGAGCGUGAUGGGCCCUAUAGGCUCUGUUCAAAAGAAGUGCACUAAAUAGGGAAUACGGUGCCAUUUCAGAUUCUAGGCCCUUCAUCCAGCAUAUUUGUCUGAAACAACUAUACUCUUCAUUCUACUCAGAUUCUGAAACAACUAUACUCUUCAUUCUACUCAGAUUCUGAAACAACUAUACUCUUCAUUCUACUCAGAUUCUGAAACAACUAUACUCUUCAUUCUACUCAGAUUCUGAAACAACUAUACUCUUCAUUCUACUCAGAUUCUGAAACAACUACAGUGAGGGAAAAAAGUAUUUGAUCCCCUGCUGAUUUUGUACGUUUGCCCACUGACAAAGAAAUGAUCAGUCUAUAAUUUUAAUGGUAGGUUUAUUUGUACAGUGAGAGACAGAAUAACAACAACAAAAAAUCCAGAAAAACGCAUGUCAAAAAUCUUAUAAAUUGAUUUGCAUUUUCAUGAGGGAAAUAAGUAUUUGACCCCCUCUCAAUCAGAAAGAUUUCUGGCUCCCAGGUGUCUUUUAUACAGGUAACGAGCUGAGAUUAGGAGCACACACUUAAAGGGAGUGCUCCUAAUCUCAGCUUGUUACCUGUAUAAAAGACACCUGUCCACAGAAGCAAUCAAUCAAUCAGAUUCCAAACUCUCCACCAUCGCCAAGACCAAAGAGCUCUCCAAGGAUGUCAGGGACAAUAUUGUAGACCUACACAAGGCUGGAAUGGGCUACAAGACCAUCGCCAAGCAGCUUGGUGAGAAGGUGACAACAGUUGGUGCGAUUAUUCGCAAAUGGAAGAAACACAAAAGAACUGUCAAUCUCCCUCGGCCUGGGGCUCCAUGCAAGAUCUCACCUCGUGGAGUUGCAAUGAUCAUGAGAACGGUGAGGAAUCAGCCCAGAACUACAAGGGAGGAUCUUGUCAAUGAUCUCAAGGCAGCUGGGACCAUAGUCACCAAGAAAACAAUUGGUAACGCACUACGCCGUGAAGGACUGAAAUCCUGCAGCGCCUGCAAGGUCAAGAAAGCACAUAUACAGGCCCGUCUGAAGUUUGCCAAUGAACAUCUGAAUGAUUCAGUGGAGAACUGGUUGAAAGUGUUGUGGUCAGAUGAGACCAAAAUCGAGCUCUUUGGCAUCAACUCAACUCGCCAUGUUUGGAGGAGGAGGAAUGCUGCCUAUGACCCCUAGAACACCAUCCCCACCGUCAAACAUGGAGGUGGAAACAUUAUGCUUUGGGGGUGUUUUUCUGCUAAGGGGACAGGACAACUUCACCGCAUCAAAGGGACGAUGGACGGGGCCAUGUACCGUCAAAUCUUGGGUGAGAACCUCCUUCCCUCAGCCAGGGCAUUGAAAUGGGUCGUGGAUGGGUGUUCCAGCAUGACAAUGACCCAAAGCACAUGGCCAAGGCAACAAAGGAGUGGCUCAAGAAGAAGCACAUUAAGGUCCUGGAGUGGCCUAGCCAGUCUCCAGACCUUAAUCGCAUAGAAUAUCUGUGGAGGGAGCUGAAGGUUUGAGUUGCCAAACGUCAGCCUCGAAACCUUAAUGACUUGGAGAAGAUCUGCAAAGAGGAGUGGGACAAAAUCCCUCCUGAGAUUUGUGUAAACCUGGUGGCCAACUACAAGAAACGUCUGACCUCUGUGAUUGCCAACAAGGGUUUUGCCACCAAGUACUAAGUCAUGUUUUGCAGAGGGGUCAAAUAAUUAUUUCCCUCAUUAAAAUGCAAAUCAAUGUAUAACAUUUUUGACAUGCGUUUUUCUGGAUUUCUUUGUUGUUAUUCUGUCUCUCACUGUUCAAAUAAACCUACCAUUAAAAUUAUAGACUGAUCAUGUCUUUGUCAGUGGGCAAACGUACAAAAUCAGCAGGGGAUCAAAUACUUUUUUCCCUCACUGUAUACUCUUCAUUCUACUCAGAUUCUGAAACAACUAUACUCUUCAUUCUACUCAGAUUCUGAAACAACUAUACUCUUCAUUCUACUCAGAUUCUGAAACAACUAUACUCUUCAUUCUACUCAGAUUCUUCAAUCUCCAGUAAACCUAAGGUCAUAUGUCAUCCAUACCAGGUGGCCGGUCCUGUGGCGAGGGAGGUAGAACAGAGACUGACUGAGGCGACGUGCAGGCACAGGUGAGAAGCAGGACACGUCGGGUGUUGAUGACGUCUGUAUUGUAUGAUGAUGAGGUGCAGUUCCAAAAGGUGUCUGAGUUGUGAAAGACGGACAGAGACCUGCACACUGUUGGACGCCCCUGCCGUUUUAUUGUGCAACAGUUCGACCUUAAAAAAAGAGAUCGUUCGGGAUAUCUACUUUCCCCAGAGUCAGAUGAACUCCUAGCAUGCUAGCUGUUCCUGUAGACUUCCAGUCGUUGCGCUAACGCUAGUUAGCAUUUGCUCGUGAAACUACCUGUAACUUCCUUCAUACUGGAUGCAGAGACAUACAAAUGGUAUCCACAAGUUCAUCUGACUCUGGGGAGGUAGAUAAACGGCCAACUAUCCCUUUUGAAAACGUCAGGAGUAUUCACCAGGAGUAUUCACCAGGAGUAUUCACCAGGAGUAUUCACCAGGAGUGUUCACCAGGAGUAUUCACCAGGAGUAUUCACCAGAGUGCGGGUAUCUAUCCUAUCGUGACUUUACGUGUUGAACCCUAAAACUAGUGUCUGUGAUGUCAUCCUCAGGCUCCAACAGAAGCUGUGUCAGAACCAGGGGCCGGUCCAGAUCCCCUACGUCUGUUCCCCCUUCUCCUCAUUGGGGGAGGCUGUGACACACCUGUUGCCAUACCACGCCUGUGCCGGACACCUGCCUAGUCAGGACGACUUCAACUUAGGUCAGAACACUGGUUUUAAUUCACUCUGUAGAGACUGUCAGUGCACUCAUAGGGAAGGGUUCUGCGUGGAACCCGAAAGGGUUUUAACUGGAACUCAAAAGGGUUCCUCAAAAAGUUAUAAUAAUAAUAAUAAUAAUAAUAAUAAUAAAUAAUAAUCCCAUGGGGCCAGCCGAACAACCCUAGAAUGUUCUAGAUAUACCCUUUUUUUCUUCUUCUUUUCUUAAGAACGUAGUAAAGGCAGGGGCUUGAUGGGAAAUGUAGUUCCACACGCCAUUAUCAGUAUCUUUGUGUAUCUGUACUCUGUACGUAGGGUUAUUGACAUGCGUCCCGUCUCUCUCCAGUGGACGAGCAGUUUGUCACUGUGUCAAGGUUCCUACUGAAACGCUCCAAGGACAUGCUCAACAAAUACAGACAGCUGCUGCUGGGAGAGACACUGGUAUGACGCAGUCCACUGUUCCCACACGUCACGAUCCCACGUCUUUUCCUUCUACAUUCUCCAUUAAAUCAUAUCACAAAAAAUGGCUUUGCUAAAGUUCUCAUUUGUUUUACUCUUUAUAUUUUAUGCUUUUAUGGAUGGAAAUUCCUCUGACCAUUCCAAGUUUUGGAAUUCCUCAAGGCUUAGGAGCACCACUCUUUCUCAAUUUUAAAUGCUACUGCUUGGUGAUGCUAUUCGGAUACACAGCGUCAAUUUUUUACUGAUACACAGACAAUGCAAAGCUGCUGAUGCAGGCUUAAUAAGUACAUGUGUUUUGGUCGUGUUUCAGAUUAUUUUGUGCCCAAUAGAAAUGUAAUGGUAAAUAAUGUAUUGUGUCAUUUUGGAGUCACUUUUAUUGUAGAUAAGAAUAUAAUAUGUUUCUAAACACUUCUACAUUAAAUGUGGAUGCUACCAUGAUUACGGAUAGUCCUGAAUGAAACGUGAAUAAUGAUGAGUGAGAAAGUUACAGACGCACAAAUAUCAUAUCCCCAAGACAUGCUAACCUCUCACCAUUACAAUAACAGGUGAGGUGGGUAUGAUAUUUGUGCAUCUGUAACUUUCUCACUCAUCAUUAUUCACAAUUCAUUCAGGACUAUCCGUAACCAUGGUAGCAUCCCAGAUUAAUGUAGAAGUGUUUAGAAACAUAUUCUAUUCUUAUUUACAAUUAAAGUGACUCCAAAAUGACACAAUACAUUAUUCCUAUUGGGCACAAAAUAAUCAAAAUAAUCUGAAACACAACCUAAACAAAUAGAAAAUGCAUCCCCCAAAAAUGUGUAGAGUCACAAGCUUGAUGUAAUCAUUGUGUGCUGUGAAUAUGGGAUCAAAUACUUAACUUUUUACUACACAUAUAAGUGAAUUAGGCCCAAUACUUUUGGUCCCCUAAAAUGGGGGGACUAUGUACAAAAAGUGCUAUAAUUUCUAAACGGUUUACCUGAUAUGGAUUUAAAUACCCUCACAUUAAAUCUGACAGUCUGCACUUUAACCUCAUAGUUUGAUUUCAAAUCCAAACUUUUGAAGUAUAGAGCCAAAAGAAGGAGAAAUGCUUCACUGUCCCAAUAAUUACUGAGGUCACUGUAUGUACCAAUGUCCCCGUGUAUCAAUGUGAACAGCAGGUGAUUCCGUCGGCAGAGAUGGUGAUGCUGGAUCGUCUGUUCCUCCAAUCAGAGAGGUUCUCCCUGGGGGAGGACCGGCGCAGGGCCCGUAGAGACCCAGGUUAGUACCGUGGGGAAGAUGCACUAUAUAUACAGCAGUAUGUGGACACCCCUUCAAAUUAGUGGAUUUGGCUAUUUGAGCCACACCCGUUGCUGACAGGUGUAUAAAAUCGAGCACACAGCCAUGCAAUCUCCACAGACAAACAUUGACAGUAGAAUGACCCUUACUGAAGAGCUCAGUGACUUUCAACGUGGCACCGUCAUAGGAUGUCACCUUUCCAACAAGUCAGUUCGUCAAAUUUUUGCCCUGCUAGAGCUGCCCCGGUCAACUGUAAGUGCUGUUAUUGUGAAGUGGAAACGUCUAGGAGCAACAACAGCUCAGCCACGAAGUGGUAGGCCAUACAAGCCUAAGAUCAUCAUAAGAUCGAAUCUGGGUUUGGUGGAUACCAGGAGAACACUACCUGCCCCAAUGCAUAGUGCCAACUGUAAAGUUUGGUGGAGGAGGAAUAAUGGUCUGGGGCUGUUUUUCAUGGUUCGGGCUAGGCCCCUUAGUUCCAGUGAAGGGAAAUCGUAACGCUACAGCAUACAAUGACAUUCUAGACGAUUCUGUGCUUCCAACUUUGUGGCAACAGUUUGGGGAAGGCCCUUUCCUGUUUCAGCAUGACAAUGCCCCCGUGCACAAAGCGAGGUCCAUACAGAAAUGGUUUGUCGAGAUCGGUGUGGAAGAACUUGACUGGCCUGCACAGGGCCCCGACCUCAACCCCAUUGAACAUCUUUGGGAUGAAUUGGAACACCGACUGUGAGCCGGUCCUAAUCGCCCAACAUCAGUGCCCGACCUCACUAAUGCUUUUGUGGCUGAACGGAAGCAAGUCCCUGCAGCAAUGUUCCAACAUCUAGUGGAAAGCCUUCCCAGAAGAGUGGAUGGAGGCUGUUAUAGCAGCAAAGGGGGGACCAACUCCAUAUUAAUGCCCACGAGCAGGUGUCCACAUACUUUUGAUCAUGUAGUGUAUCCACAGGUACAGGUCACCUAUCUACUGGGCUAAAAGUGAAGCACUUUGGUGGUUUAGUGGACGUUUAACCAGAAACGUACUUUUAAUGUUGGUGCGGUCUUUCUUUGAAGUUAAAUGAGCUCUUCUGUGAACAUAGUCAGUCAGUGUUAUGGAAUGCACCGGUAUGUAAAGUUCUCUCCCCUUGUACCUUAUGCUUGGAUCUUCCACAGAGUCCUUCCUGAUGGCCCUGCAUGCAUCGGAGUCCUCCAGCUCAUCCCGUGUGGGGCUGGGUCAGUCCGGCAGCCCCCCCUCCCCCCCAGCUUGGACCAGACUCUCCGACCGACCCCCGGGACUCAGGACCUACCACUCCUCCAGCCGCGGAGGCCUCAAGCUCACCAUCAAACACAAGGCUGGAUCCAGGAUGGUGGUUCACAACUCAGCCUGUGACACCAUGCAAUCCACUGCCCCAUCUGGUCACAAGCGGUACUACACCGGCCAGCUGACCAAUGGGAGUGGUGAUCUGACUGAGCAAAACCUGCAGGGCUCCUCCCAUAGGACCUCCUGCCAUCCAAUCAGUGAGGAGAUGUCAAACGGAGCCCUGCCCUCCAAAGCAGUAGAGGACGUCCCACAUGGUGACAGCAGGGAAUCUGUAGCACAGAUUCAGACAGCAGUACUGGGUUCACAAUAUGUAAGUUCCCCAAACUCCAUUACUAUGCCGAGCUUAGACCCACAGACUGCCUGCCUAGAGCUUCCCCCUCAAGACCCUGGAGAGGUGAGUGCCCCCAAACUGAAACGCUUCAGGCCCACGCUUCCGGACCUCCCUUCCCAGGCGGACAGGCACAGCUACAGACCCCAGCCCCGUCCCCAGACCAGCUACAGGCCCCAGCCCCUUCCCCAGACCAGCGACAGGCUUCAGCCUCUUCCCCAGACCAGCAACAGGGCCGAGCCCCUUCCCCAGAUCAGCUACAGACCCCAGCCCCGUCCCCAGACCAGCGACAGACCCCAGCCUCUUCCCCAGACCAGCAACAGGGCCGAGCCCCUUCCCCAGACCAGCUACAGACCCCAGACCCUUCCCCAGACCAGCUACAGACCCCAGCCCCGUCCCCAGACCAGCGACAGGCUUCAGCCUCUUCCCCAGACCAGCAACAGGGCCGAGCCCCUUCCCCAGACCAGCAACAGGGCCGAGCCCCUUCCCCAGACCAGCGACAGGCCCCAGACCCUUCCCCAGACCAGCUACAGACCCCAGCCCCGUCCCCAGACCAGCGACAGGCUUCAGCCUCUUCCCCAGACCAGCGACAGGCUUCAGCCUCUUCCCCAGACCAGCGACAGGGCCGAGCCCCUUCCCCAGACCAGCAACAGGGCCGAGCCCCUUCCCCAGACCAGCAACAGGGCCGAGCCCCUUCCCCAGACCAGCAACAGGGCCGAGCCCCUUCCCCAGACCAGCGACAGGCCCCAGACCCUUCCCCAGACCAGCUACAGACCCCAGCCCCUUCCCCAGACCAGCAACAGGGCCGAGCCCCUUCCCCAGACCAGCGACAGGGCCCAGGCUAGUCCCCGCCCCCCACCCCCCCUGCCAGAGGACAACACCCUCAGUGAACACCUGCAGAGUGCCAUCGACAGCAUCCUGGAGCUGCAGCGCCUGCAGGGGCCCACGGCGGCGUCCCAGCCAUGGCUCCAGGGGGCGUGCCCGGCCGCAGGCCCCGCCUCCCUGCUGGACCAGGCCAUCACUAGCAUCCUACAGGGAAACCUCUAG